Molecule: messenger RNA, 5513 nt
Organism: Ochotona curzoniae (black-lipped pika)
Lineage: Eukaryota; Metazoa; Chordata; Mammalia; Lagomorpha; Ochotonidae
Gene: AGAP2
Product: ArfGAP with GTPase domain, ankyrin repeat and PH domain 2
Exons: 19
Coding region: 524-4108 (1194 amino acids)
Cellular component (GO): nucleus
Molecular function (GO): GTPase activator activity; protein binding; GTP binding
Source: RefSeq, a predicted model, not a curated record
ACCAGCUUCCCACCCUUCUCAAGACCCCGCACCACCACCCCCCACCCCGCCCGCAUCCACAGGCCCCUACCCUCGAGUCCUCAUUCCCCGCCCCUGUCUCCCCCACACCGGUUCUUCUCCCCCAAGCCUCCGGUCUCCCUUCUGCCCCCUUCUCCUUCCCUCUCCUCCCCCAACCCCGUGUCUGCCCCCACUCCUGUCCUCCCCGCCCUCCCCUUGCCCAUCUUGGAGCCCCCACCCAGCCCGGGGUGCACAGUCCGGCGCGCCUCCCUGGAGCAGCACCAAGGUCCCGGGGCUCCAAGGGGGUGGGGGCGCAGGGCGGGGAGCAUGGGGAGGGGGCGCCCCGUGUGAUGGGAGGGGGGCGCAAGCGGAGGCGGAGGAGGCGGCGGCGACAGCGGAGCCCGGCCGGGUGCUCAGCGGGGUCCGGGGGCUGGGGGCAGCGAGCAGGGCGGCCCCAUGGCCGGGCCCCCCUGAGGCAGUCCGGGGGAGUCCCCUCCCCUCCCCAGCUCGGGGGUCUCGGGGCCCCAUGAGCCGGGGCGCGGGCGCGCUGCAGCGCCGGACAACGACCUACCUCAUCUCGCUGACCCUGGUCAAGCUUGAGUCGGUGCCGCCGCCGCCGCCUUCUCCGUCUGCAGUCGCGGCCGGAGCCUCCGGGGCCAGAGGCUCGGAGUCCGGGGAUCCUGGCAGCCCCCGAGGCGCGGAGGAGCCGGGCAAGAAGCGGCACGAGCGGCUUUUCCACCGGCAGGAUGCGCUGUGGAUCAGCACGAGCAGCGCUGGCGCAGGGGGCGCGGAGCCCCCCGCCCUGUGCCCGGCCCCGGCCAGUCCGGCUCGCCCCAUCUCCCCGGUUCCCGGUCGCCGCCUUUCCCUCUGGGCCGCCCCUCCGGGACCCCCACUCUCCGGGGGACUGAGUCCGGAUCCCAAGCCCGGGGGCGCGUCCACCUCCUCCCGGCGCCCACUACUCAGCAGCCCGAGCUGGGGGGGCCCGGAACCCGAAGGCCGGGCAGGCGGCGUCCCCGGCUCUUCCUCCCCGCACCCUGGCACCGGGAGCCGGAGGCUCAAGGUGGCGCCUCCUCCGCCAGCGCCCAAGCCAUGCAAGACCGUGACCACGACUGGAUCCAAGGCCGGGGGAAGCAAGGGCGCAGGAAGCCGCCUGUCAUGGCCCGAGAGCGAGGGCAAGCCCAGGGUCAGGGGAGCCAAGAGCAGCGCCGGGACUGGAACUCCGGCCGCCGCGGCCACCACCACCGCCGCCUCCGCCGCCGGCGGAGGCAACACUGCAGCCGCGACCUCUGGUGGGGUCGGGGCUGGAGCUGGAGCCCGAGGAAAGCUGUCCCCCCGGAAAGGCAAGAGUAAGACCUUGGACAACAGUGACUUGCAUCCGGGACCAGCGGCCGGCUCUCCUCCUCCACUAACCGUGCCAGCAACCCCGGCACCAGCCGUCGCUGCUGUGCCAGCUGCCUCCGCGCAGUCCCCCGGGGCUGCACCUCCUAUCACCCUGGAGCCUCCAGCACCGGGGCUGAAAAGGGGCCGGGAGGGUGGCCGAGCGUCCACUCGUGACCGCAAGAUGCUCAAGUUUAUCAGCGGUAUCUUCACCAAGAGCACAGGGGGACCUCCAGGCUCUGCGCCCCUUCCCGGCCCCCCAGGCCUGUCUUCUGGCAGCGGGUCCAGGGAGCUGCUGGGCACAGAGCUCCGUGCUUCCCCUAAGGCUGUGGUCAACAGCCAGGAAUGGACAUUGAGCCGCUCCAUUCCUGAACUGCGCCUGGGUGUGCUGGGUGACGUCAGGAGUGGGAAGUCAUCACUCAUCCACCGAUUCCUCACUGGCUCUUACCAAGUGCUGGAGAAAACAGAGAGUGAGCAAUACAAGAAGGAAAUGUUGGUGGAUGGACAGACUCACCUGGUGCUGAUCCGAGAGGAAGCCGGAGCACCUGAUGCCAAGUUCUCAGGCUGGGCUGAUGCCGUGAUCUUCGUCUUUAGCCUGGAGGAUGAGAAGAGUUUCCAGGCCGUGAGCCGGCUCCAUGGGCAGCUGAGCUCCCUGCGGGGGGAAGGACGGGGAGGCCUGGCUCUGGCCCUGGUGGGGACACAAGACAGGAUCAGUGCUGCCUCCCCUCGGGUGGUGGGCGAUGCACGUGCCAGGGCUCUGUGCUCAGACAUGAAGCGCUGCAGCUACUACGAGACUUGUGCCACCUAUGGGCUCAAUGUGGAUCGGGUCUUCCAGGAAGUGGCCCAGAAGGUGGUAACCUUGCGUAAACAGCAACAGCUUCUGGCAGCCUGCAAGUCCCUGCCCAGCUCCCCAAGCCACUCAGCCGCUUCCACCCCUGUAGCAGGACAGGCUAGUAACGGCGGCCACACUAGCGACUACUCUUCUUCCCUGCCAUCUUCACCCAACGUGGGCCACCGGGAGCUCCGAGCAGAGGCGGCUGCUGUGGCUGGCCUGAGCACCCCAGGUUCCCUGCACCGGGCAGCCAAGCGAAGGACCAGCCUUUUUGCGAAUCGCCGAGGCAGUGACUCUGAGAAGCGGAGCUUGGACAGUCGGGGGGAGACCACAGGGAGUGGGCGAGCCAUCCCUAUCAAGCAGAGCUUCCUGCUGAAGCGAAGCGGCAAUUCCUUGAACAAAGAAUGGAAGAAGAAAUAUGUGACCUUGUCCAGUAAUGGCUUCCUGCUCUACCAUCCCAGCAUUAACGAUUACAUCCACAGCACCCAUGGCAAGGAGAUGGACUUGCUGCGAACAACUGUCAAGGUCCCGGGCAAGCGACCCCCAAGAGCCAUCUCUGCUUUCGGCCCUUCAGCCAGCAUUAACGGGCUGGUCAAGGACAUGAGCACGGUGCAGAUGGGUGAAGGCCCUGAAGUCACCACUCCUAUGCCAAGCCCCAGCCCUAGCCCCAGCUCCCUGCAGCCACCGCCAGACCAGACUUCCAAGCAUCUGCUGAAGCCAGAUCGGAAUCUGGCCCGAGCCCUCAGCACUGACUGUACCCCAUCUGGAGACCUGAGCCCCCUGAGUCGGGAACCCCCUCCUUCUCCUAUGGUGAAGAAGCAGAGGAGGAAAAAGCUGACAACACCAUCCAAGACUGAAGGCUCAGCUGUGCAGGCUGAAGCCAAGCGCAAAAUGUGGAAACUAAAAUCCUUUGGUAGUUUAAGAAAUAUUUAUAAAGCAGAGGAAAACUUUGAGUUCCUGAUCGUGUCCAGCACGGGUCAGACCUGGCACUUUGAGGCAGCCAGUUUUGAGGAGCGUGAUGCUUGGGUCCAGGCCAUUGAGAGUCAGAUCCUGGCCAGUCUGCAGUGCUGUGAGAGCAGCAAGGUCAAGCUGCGCACAGACAGCCAAAGUGAAGCCGUAGCCAUCCAGGCCAUCCGGAACGCCAAGGGCAACUCCACCUGCGUGGAUUGCGGGGCACCCAAUCCCACGUGGGCCAGCUUGAACCUGGGCGCCCUCAUCUGCAUAGAGUGCUCUGGCAUCCACCGCAAUCUGGGCACACACCUGUCUCGGGUACGCUCACUCGACCUAGACGACUGGCCGCGGGAGCUGACCCUGGUGCUGACGGCCAUAGGCAACGACACGGCCAACAGCGUGUGGGAGAGCGACACGCGGGGCCGCGCCAAGCCCACGCGGGACUCUUCGCGGGAGGAGCGCGAGUCGUGGAUUCGGGCCAAAUACGAGCAGCUGCUGUUCCUGGCGCCGCUGGGCAGCCCGGAGGAGCCACUGGGCCGCCAACUGUGGGCCGCCGUGCAGGCCCAGGACGUGGCCACUGUGCUCCUGCUUCUUGCCCACGCGCGGCACGGGCCGCUGGACACCAGCGCGGAGGACCCCCAGCUUCGCUCCCCGCUCCACCUGGCGGCCGAGCUGGCGCACGUGGUCAUCACGCAGCUGCUGCUGUGGUACGGCGCGGACGUGGCUGCCCGCGACGCGCAGGGCCGCACGGCGCUCUUCUACGCUCGCCAGGCCGGCAGCCAGCUGUGUGCAGACAUCCUCCUGCAGCACGGUUGCCCCGGCGAGGGGAGCAGCGCGGCCACCACGCCCAGCGCGGCCACCACUCCCAGCCUCGCCGCCACUCCCAGUCCCCGCCGGCGGAGCAGCGCCGCCAGUGUGGGCCGCGUGGACGCCCCGGUCGCGCUGGUAUAGUUGCCCGGCGGGAGAGACCUUCCCCCACCUCCCAGGCGGGCCGGGCACGACCACACCGGGUGGACUGAUGGAUUAAUUCACCCUCUCACCUCUCCCCUCAGCUCCCCCACCCCCACCUCGGGAGCACUUCCUACCCCCUACACGAAGGCACGGCCCCCACGCCUCCCGGAAGACACAAACUCACCCCCUCUCCCCACCGAGGCAUGGAGUCACUCCCUUCCCCCACUCCACAUGGUCCCCUUCCCCAUCCACGGCUCCCACCCUCGGAUUGCUCUGGGUCUACCCCCAUCUCCACGCAGUGUUUGCAGAAGGGGACGUCCCCUCAGCGGCCGGGGCUCGCAGGUGGCCCAGUUGGGCCCGCGCGCGUGCCUCCUCGCAGUGGCCUGGCUCCGCGACCCACUCCGCGGCGGCAGCCCAUUCCCAGGCUGGCUCCUGGGGCGAUGCCACACCACAGGGAGGGGUUGGCCUUGGGACUUGGGCCACUACGGGGACUCCGCCCCUUCUACGCUGAUCUCACUGCCCAGUGGGGGAGGGAAGGGCAGCGAGGGGCAGGACCUCUACUGUCCAUGGAGGUGGUGAUCGGGGUUCCCAACCCUUUCUGUGAAAGGGACCAUGAGAAAUGGGUAUCAGAACGCCCCCUGCCCCUAUGCACACGCACGCCCACCCAGGGAUGGAAGCUAAAGACAGGGGGCGAGCCAAGAGCCCGGGUGACUCCUCGCUGCUACCUUGGGAGGGAGAAAGGAUAAAGCAGGAGCGGGCCUAAGGGGGCUGGGGCGGGGCCUUGUAACUUAUUGCUCUGUUCCCCAACUUGGGGCUGGGCGCGGGCAGGGGCGUGGGAGGGUCGGGGAAGCCGAGGGGACAGGGGUGGGGUGGGGUGGGGUGCUCUCGGGUUGUGAGUGUCUGUGACUGUGACUGCGUCCCUGUGACUGUGCAGCACCCGUAGUGAUCUGGGGUAGGGGGCACCCUGACAGUGGGACCCCUCCCCCAUUAUUCUUGUCCAACCCCUCCCUCCCACUGGAGCAGCUCCAGACUCACCCAUCCUUCAAUCACAUGAUCCCUCCCAGCCAGGGCUGCAAUGGGGUAGUGGUGGUGGGCGGCUGGCAGGGUUUCCAAGCUCCUUGCUCUGUCCCCAGAGAGGCAGUUGUCUGUGGACUUGGCCUGGCCCUAGCGACCGCCUCCCUCAAUCAACCCAGCCCUUGGCGGUGUGUGUCAGUGGUUUCCAGUCUUUUUCUUUCUUUCGUUUUUUCUUUUUUUUUUUUUUUUUCUGGCUAAAAUAUUUUGCAAAGGACCAGGUAAUUGGGGAGGGGCCCCGGGUGGGGGUGGGGGGCAAGCCCCCUUUAUCUCCUCGGAAGCAGGCGGUGUGAAUCUUCUUCAACAGCAAUUAAAGAGAAAGCGAUUUUGUCUA